AUGGUAGACAAAAGAACCCCUGGCGGGCCCCUUGUAGCGCCCUGUACCGCCCUGCGCCAGCCCGCCAGCCCGCCAGCGCCCCGAGCGCCCGACAAGCAUUUCGACGCUUCUGGCUCUGGCCGAGUCCAGGACCCGCCCGCGUUCGGAAGAGCAUCGAAGCCCAGGGUUCAGUUCAGUUCAAUAUUCGUGCGAGAACGACUUGUGCUGUUGUCGCCACGCCGCCCCGAGCACAACCCGACGGCCUCCCUCAACUUUCUCGAGUCGCCGACACCAUCACACCCGGAGCCCAGGUCCUGGAAUCCCCUCGCGACCCCCGGAGCCCCUGCCGUACCGCCGUACCGCCGUACCGUCUCGCACUUCCACGAGAUUCUAUAUCUAAACGCCGACAUCGACAUCAUGGCUUCCGCUGUCGACCAGGCCCUCGCCCUGAAGAAUGACGGCAACAAGGCCUUUGCAGCCCACGACUGGCCCAAGGCGAUCGAUCUCUACACCAAGGCCAUUGAGCUGAACGAUAAAGAACCGACCUUUUUCCUGAACAGAGCCCAGGCCAACAUCAAGUCCGAAGCGUACGGCUACGCCAUUGCAGAUGCGACCAAGGCCAUAGAAUUGAACCCCAAGCUUGUCAAGGCCUACUUCCGUCGCGCCAUCGCCUAUUCUGCCAUCCUCAAGCCGAAGGAUGCGCUCUCCGACUUCAGGGAGUGUACAAAGCUCGACCCGAACAACAAGGAUGCCAAGGUCAAGCUGGCCGAGUGCCAGAAGCUGGUGCGCCAGCUGAACUUCUUCGCCGCCAUCGAGCUCCAAGACGAACCCUCGGCGGCAGAGGGCCUCGACUUGGAUGCCAUGGCCAUUGAGCCCGAUUACGAUGGCGUCAAGCUGGGUGAUGAGAUGACCCAGGAGUUUAUUGACGACAUGAUCGAGCGCUUCAAGAACGGCAAGAAGAUUCACAAGAAAUACGUUUACCAGAUCGUCAUCGCUGCAAAGAAGCUGGUCUAUGACGAGCCCACCAUGGUGGAGAUGAAGGUUCCCGAGGACAUUCAGUUGACGGUCUGCGGUGACACGCAUGGUCAAUACUUCGAUCUUUUGGAGCUCUUCAGGCUCAAUGGCCGGCCUACGGACAAGCACUGGUACUUGUUCAACGGUGACUUUGUGGACAGAGGAUCUUGGUCGACCGAGAUUGCGCUCCUGCUCUACGCCUACAAGUGGUUAAGGCCCCACGGCAUGUUCCUGAACCGAGGCAACCACGAGACAGAUGACAUGAACAAGGUGUACGGCUUUGAAGGCGAGUGCAAGGCCAAGUAUAACGAACGUGUUUUCAAGCUGUUUUCAGAGAGUUUCUCGGCUUUGCCUCUAGCUACCUUGAUCGGAGACAAGUACCUAGUCCUCCACGGUGGUCUGUUUUCUGACGACAAGGUCACCCUCGACGACAUCCGGAAGCUUGACCGUCACGCCCAGCGACAACCUGGCCAGGCCGGCUUGAUGAUGGAGAUGCUGUGGACGGAUCCUCAGACCGCCCCAGGCCGAGGCCCCAGCAAGCGCGGUGUGGGUAUGCAAUUCGGUCCGGACGUGACCAAGCGAUUCUGCGACAACAACGGUCUCGAUGCCAUCAUCCGAAGCCACGAGGUCCGCAUGGACGGUUACGAGGAGGAGCACGGAGGAAAGUGCAUCACAGUCUUCUCGGCGCCCAAGUACUGCGACCAAACGGAGAACCGCGGUGCAUACAUCAACAUUGGCUCCGACUACAAGCUGCAGUUCAACCAAUUCGACGCGGUCCCUCACCCGGACAUCAAGCCCAUGGCAUACGCUAACAGCUCGUUAAUGUCUAUGAUGUAG
Molecule: messenger RNA, 1830 nt
Organism: Neoarthrinium moseri
Lineage: Eukaryota; Fungi; Ascomycota; Sordariomycetes; Amphisphaeriales; Apiosporaceae
Exons: 7
Coding region: 1-1830 (609 amino acids)
Cellular component (GO): nucleus; cytosol
Molecular function (GO): protein serine/threonine phosphatase activity; protein binding
Source: RefSeq, a predicted model, not a curated record